AUGAUUGCACACAGUUCAGCCUCCACCUCUGACCCCACGGACUCCGGGGUGAGCGACGUGAUGGACGUCGGUUACCGGUCCGGCUCCAAACCACCGGCCGGUUGCCUGUCCUCCGUGCGUAAUUUUGGCACGGCCGGCGUCCUGAUGCACGGUCUGAGCUCCAACAGCGACUGCGCCGUUUUCAAAGACGUAACCGAGGCUGCCAAGCAGUUCUACGACCGAGAAAGCGAGUUUUUAAAGAGCGAUCACGCUCAGUGGGACGAAUACGUGAAGGUCCGGAGGACCAAUUUAAGCCUGUCCUCCACCUCCGGCGCGUGCAAGUUCAUAAAAGAUGAGAAGGAGCCCACGGUGAUCAUGGACAGCUUCGACCCGGUCCCGGUCCCGGUCCCGGUCCCGGUCCCGGAGAUGUCGGCCCUGGAGAGCUGCUGCAGCUCCGAAAGCAAACCCCUCCUGGGGAUCGGUGAGGGGGGGGAUCCCGGAGGAUUUCCCCAGAUCAUCUCGGUCCCGCGCGCGGGGAUGGAGGGAUCCCCGAACUAUGUCCUGGACCUGAACCAGUCCGAGCAGCUGGCCAACCCGAUGCAAACUUCCCCGACUGAGCCCCAGUUCUGGUGCCAGCCAACAGGGGGGACCGAGGACGCAUUCACGGCCACCAACUACGACGGGAUCCAGAACCAGGGUCUGGCCCAGAGGAACCCCUCACCUUUCUCCGGAUUUCCCGGCUAUCUGUGCGCCGGGAGGAAUGACUGCAUCGUGGACAAAAUCCGCAGGAAAAAUUGCCCUGCUUGUCGCCUCCGAAAGUGCUAUCAAGCAGGAAUGAUGCUCGGAGGCAGGAAGCUGAAGCGCUUCGGGGCGCUGAAGGCCUUGGGUUUGGCCCCGUCCCUGAUGUUCCAGACCCACUUGGCCAUGUCCGGAGACAGCCAGGCCUUGACCUCCAUGUCUUGUAUACCGGGAAUCCACGAGAUGCAGCUCUCCCAGCAGAUCAUUAGCAUCCUGGAGAACAUCGAGCCGGAGACGGUUUACUCGGGCUACGACAGCUCCCAGCCGGAGGUCCCCCACCUGCUGCUCAACAGCCUCAACAGGCUGUGCGAGAAGCAGCUGCUGUGGAUCGUUAAGUGGUCCAAAUCCCUGCCAGGUUUUCGGAACCUCCACAUCAAUGACCAGAUGACCCUGAUCCAGUACUCCUGGAUGAACCUGAUGGUUUUCUCCCUCGGGUGGCGCUCUUUCCAGAACGUGACCAGCGAAUAUCUCUACUUUGCCCCUGAUCUGAUUCUCAGUCAGGAGCAAAUGAGAAGAUCUCCCAUUUACGAUCUCUGCCUGGCGAUACAGUUUAUUCCACAGGAGUUUGCAAAUCUUCAAGUUACUCGCGAAGAAUUUCUUUGCAUGAAAGCCAUAAUAUUACUCAACACAGUGCCCCUUGAAGGACUCAAGAGUCAGGUAGCCUUUGAGGAAAUGCGGCAGAAUUAUAUCCGGGAGCUCUCCAGGGCCAUCCACAUGAAGGAGAAGGGUUUGGUGGCCAGUUCCCAGAGAUUUUACCACCUCACCAAACUGAUGGACGCCAUGCAUGAUACUGUAGGGGAGUAG
This is a messenger RNA of Menidia menidia (Atlantic silverside), 1581 nucleotides long. The record is from the annotation of a GenBank genome assembly. Lineage: Eukaryota; Metazoa; Chordata; Actinopteri; Atheriniformes; Atherinopsidae.